CGCAACAUGGUGUCGACAGGGCUGCGUCUCGUGAGCAGCCUUGGGUUGCCAUGGGUUGGGAUUGUCCGCCUGGAAUAGGCGCCGGGCUGUGGAUGACCUCGUCGGCUGUCCAGCUGAGCGUGACGGUAGGGCCUGGGGGGUGGGAGGAGGCUUUCACAUGCAAGACGGUGGCGCUGGCUACAGCGCUUGGGAGAGAAAGACGUCGACG
Molecule: messenger RNA, 208 nt
Organism: Bipolaris maydis ATCC 48331
Lineage: Eukaryota; Fungi; Ascomycota; Dothideomycetes; Pleosporales; Pleosporaceae
Source: RefSeq, a predicted model, not a curated record